Molecule: messenger RNA, 3138 nt
Organism: Mangifera indica (mango)
Lineage: Eukaryota; Viridiplantae; Streptophyta; Magnoliopsida; Sapindales; Anacardiaceae
Product: protein FAR-RED ELONGATED HYPOCOTYL 3
Exons: 9
Coding region: 200-2746 (848 amino acids)
Biological process (GO): regulation of DNA-templated transcription
Molecular function (GO): zinc ion binding
Source: RefSeq, a predicted model, not a curated record
GUCAGAAUGGGACAUUGAGAUUACGAAACCCUAAACAGAGCGCAAAAUUUGGGCGCAACGAAGAUUCACCACUCGCUCCACCUCGUCGCGUGUGAUUUCUUGCUGUCUCAGACAGAUCGAAAUCAAAGGUCUUCUUCUUCACUUACAAAGAGAUAGGUUUCCUUGAUACAACAGCUGCUGAAGUAAAUAAGGUUUCAUCAUGGACAUAGAUCUGAGGUUACCUUCUGGCGAACAUGACAAGGAAGAGGAAGUCCAAACUGGUAUUGAUCACAUGUUGGAUGCUGAAGAAAAACUGCCACUGCAUAAUGGUGAUCUAGAGAGUGGAGGCAUUAGGGUUGUUGGAGAUGACCUACGUACUGAAGAUGGGGAUGCUAAUUCUCCAACAGCUGAUGCAUUAGUGUUUAAAGAGGAUACAAAUCUUGAGCCACUUUCGGGUAUGGAGUUUGAAUCACAUGGGGAAGCUUAUUCUUUCUAUCAAGAAUAUGCACGGUCUAUGGGAUUCAACACUGCUAUACAAAAUAGUCGUCGUUCAAAAACAUCAAGAGAAUUCAUUGAUGCAAAAUUUGCUUGUUCUAGAUAUGGGACCAAGCGAGAGUAUGACAAGUCAUACAAUCGACCACGUGCUAGGCAAAGUAAGCAAGAUCAGGAAAAUGCUACUGGUAGACGAUCAUGUUCAAAAACAGACUGUAAAGCAAGCAUGCACGUGAAAAGAAGGCCAGAUGGAAAAUGGGUGAUACACAGUUUUGUGAAGGAGCAUAACCAUGAGCUUUUGCCUGCCCAAGCAGUGAGUGAACAAACCAGAAAGAUGUAUGCUGCAAUGGCUAGACAGUUUGCUGAAUAUAAGAAUGUGGUAGGUUUGAAAAAUGAUCCCAAAAAUCCAUUUGAUAAAGGUCGGACUCUGGCAUUAGAAGUAGCAGACACCAAGAUUUUGCUGGAUUUUUUUACACAGAUGCAGAAUAUCAACUCCAACUUCUUCUGUGCAGUAGAUGUGGGUGAAGAUCAGCGGCUGAAGAAUUUGUUUUGGGCUGAUGCCAAAAGUAGGCAUGAUUAUAGUAAUUUCUGUGAUGUUGUUUCUUUCGAUACUACCUAUGUUAGAAACAAAUAUAAAAUGCCUCUAGCUCUAUUUGUUGGUGUGAACCAACACUAUCAAUUCACGUUACUUGGGUGUGCAUUGAUAUUGGAUGAAAGUGCAAUGACAUUCUCUUGGCUAUUGCAGACUUGGUUGAAAGCAAUGGGUGGACAAGGCCCAAAAGUUAUAAUCACUGAUCAAGAUAAGACCUUGAAAUCAAUUGUUUCAGAGGUUUUUCCUGAUGCUUGUCAUUGCUUUUGUUUGUGGCAUGUAUUGGCAAAGGUUUCUGAAAAUUUGGGUCAUGUAAUCAAACAACAUGAAAACUUUAUGGCAAAAUUUGAAAAAUGUAUCUAUAGGUCAUGGACAGAAGAAGAGUUUGGGAGAAGGUGGUGGAAACUUCUUGAGAGAUUUGAACUCAGGGAAGAUGAAUGGAUGCAAUCAUUAUAUGAAGACUGUAAACAAUGGGUGCCAACCUACAUGAGAGAUACCUUUUUGGCUGGGAUGUCCACUGUUCAACGAACUGAGAGUGUAAACUCCUUUUUUGAUAAAUAUGUGCAUAAGAAGACCACUGUGCAAGAGUUUGUGAAACUUUACGAAACUAUUGUGCAAGACAGGUACGAAGAGGAAGCCAAAGCAGAUUCUGAUACAUGGAACAAACAACCUACAUUAAAAUCUCCAUCACCGUUUGAGAAGAGUGUUUCAGGGGUGUACACUCAUGCAGUUUUCAAGAAAUUUCAAGUUGAGGUUCUGGGGGCUGUGGCUUGUCAUCCUAAACAGGAAAGUCAGGAUGAAACAAGCAUUAUUUAUAGAGUUCAAGAUUUUGAAAAGAAUCAAGACUUUGUUGUUACGUGGAAUCAAAUUAAGUCAGAGGUUUUUUGUCUAUGCCGAUUAUUUGAAUAUAAAGGUUAUCUGUGUAGACAUGCAUUGAUUGUUCUUCAAAUUCGUGGCCUUUCUUCCAUCCCAUCUCAAUAUCUUUUGAAACGAUGGACAAAAGAGGCUAAGAGCAGGCAAUUUUUGGCAGAGGAACCUGAUCAGGUGCAAUCUAGACUUCAAAGGUACAAUGAUUUAUGUUUGCGUGCAAUGAAAUUGAGUGAAGAGGCAUCACUGUCUCAAGAGAGUUACAGCAUUGCAUUUCGUGCAUUAGAAGAAGCUUUUGGAAACUGUGUUAGUGUAAAUACUUCUAGUAAGAGUCUCGUGGAAGCUGUUGCAUCACCAACUCAUGGUCUGAUAUGCAUUGAAGAAGAUAACCAAAGUAGAAGUAUGAGCAAGACAAAUAAAAGAAAGAAUCCAACAAAGAAAAGAAAGGUGAAUUCAGAGCAGGAGGUUAUGGCUGUAGGGGCACAAGACAGCUUGCCGCAUAUGGACAAAUUAAGUGCAAGAGCGGUAACCCUGGAUGGCUAUUAUGGCACGCAACAGAGUGUAUCUGGAAUGGUACAGCUUAACCUAAUGGCGCCAACACGUGAUAAUUACUAUGGGAAUCAACAGACCAUUCAGGGGCUGGGACAGUUGAACACAAUUGCACCAAGCCAUGAUGGUUACUACAGCGCACAGCAGGGCAUGCAUGGGCUGGGACAAAUGGAUUUCUUCCGGGCACAAACUGGUUUUGCCUAUGGUAUUCGUGAUGAUCCUAGCGUGAGACCAACGCAGCUGCAUGAUGAUGCAUCAAGACAUGCAUAAAAAGCACUUCCUUGUUAAGGUAGAAUGGAAGAAUUUAAACUCCUUGAAAUGCAUUGUGGAUGGAAGGAUCAAACGAGAGAGAAGCACUGCACUGUGGACUGUAAGAUAAAAGAUAAUUGAAUAUGAUGCUGUUUUCAACUUCCAACAUCUCUGAUAAAGAUGUAGCGGUUGAAGGAACGAAUCUGGGUUAGGGCUAAUCAAUCUCUUACAAAGGUUGUUGUAAUAUUAUAUCUGUAAUGUCACAGGCGGCUUAACUAACUAAAUAACGCCUAAAUGGGAUCACUUAAAAUCAGGGAAAAAAUUUGUCCAUUUUGAUCAAAUUGCUGUUGUUUGGCAUUGCCUAUUACUGUGAUGAUUUUUAAAAGGCAGGACAUGAUUUUGCCAUUGCUUCA